Messenger RNA from Lotus japonicus, 897 nucleotides. RefSeq lists its product as uncharacterized. The coding region runs from base 1 to 897 and encodes 298 amino acids. The record is from RefSeq and is a predicted model, not a curated record. Lineage: Eukaryota; Viridiplantae; Streptophyta; Magnoliopsida; Fabales; Fabaceae. The transcript has a single exon.
AUGAUUGUUGCUCUCAUUGACCGGGCUGGUCUAAGGAAGACAGUCAUGGAUAUUGGAAAAUGUUAUGAGAAGCUAGUGAAAGAGUUCCUAGUUAAUUUGACAGAUGAUGUUGGCAUUCCUGGAAGUGCUGAAUUCAGGAAAGUUUAUGUGCGAGGGAAAUGUGUAACGUUUGCUCUUGCUGUGAUCAACCAAGCCCUUGGAAGAAGUGUUGUAGAGUUUGUUGAGGAAGAAUUGUCUUUGGAAAAGGUUGCCAAGGAACUCACUGCUGGACAAGUGAAGAAGUGGCCUGCUAAGAAGCUUUUAUCUACAGGGUUAUUGAGUGUGAAGUAUGCUAUUCUGAAUAGGAUAGGAGUGGUGAAUUGGAUCCCUUCUCAUCAUACCUCUGCUGUCUCUGCAAUUUUAGCCAAACUGAUCUACAGAAUUGGGACUGAGGUGCCUUUUGAUUUUGGCUCUUUGGUGUUUGCUCAAACUUUGAAACAUGCAGAAACUUGUGCUGUAAAGCUGCCUAUUUCUUUCCCUUCACUCUUGACUGCUAUCAUCCUGAAGCAGCAUCCUGAUAUACUCAGAAUGGAUGAUGUGGCUUUUCCUAAGGGUACUCCCAUCACUUUGGAUCAUCGCUUGUUCCUGGAUCCCCAUGUCCUGGAUAUUGAUAUGCCAUCUCGCAGGACAUCAAUUCCUGUUUCAAUGUCUGCUUCUGGAACUCAAAGUGUUAUUGCUGAAUUGGAGGAUCUUUCAAAGGAGUUGCAGGUGUCUAUCAAGGUUGCUACUGAGAGGAAGCUGAAGGUAGAUACUUUGAUUGCUAAGCUUAAAGAGAAGGCAGGUCACGAGGGUGAGUCUAGAAGUGAUGCUACAGAGGAGGAAGGAUCUGAGGAAGAUGAGUCUUCAUCUGAAGCUUAA